GAAGCCUUGGGAUGAGUGAUGGUGGUGCGCCCCGGCAGCCGCGUGACCGUGGUCGCUGGGUCACCGGUAUCCGCGUGGGAGCCUCCCGGGGAGUUUCCGGGAUGCCGCCGUCGCGCCCUCCCUCCAGGGGAAUUUCCGGGAAGCCGCCGCCGCCCCGCGAAUCGCGACCACAAAGCGGCUUGCUUUACCCACAGAGACCAACUGACCUCACUCUCGCGGGCGACGUGUGGCGGCGGCUGGCGAACGAGAGCGUCGGCGGCGGCAGAGGUCAGCCUCCGAUCCCCUCUAUUCUCCCCGGCCUUCCCCGCUCUCUCUCCUCUCGAAUCUCCUACGUCGCGGCGGCCACGGCUGGAUUCGCCCGGCUGCGGCCCGGCGGAUUUUGGGGCCGCGGGUGUCUCGGCGAAUUUGGGGUCACGGCGGUCCGGUGGAUUUCGGGGGGCGCGGCUGUCCCGCGGAUUUGGGGGCGCGAACGACGGGGCCGGAUUUUGGGGGCGCUGCGGUGGCGGGGAUCUGAGGGUGAGCAAGGACAAGCACCCGCUAACCACCCGACAAAAGAUAAAAAAGAGCCUACUGACCAGAUGGAGAAAGGAGCCGGAAGAUCCUGAAAAGCCGGAGAGGCUGAUCGUCUACGAGUACAUGGAGAAUGGCACGCUCCAGGACCUCCUGCGUCCUGAUGACGGCUCCUCCAUGCUGUCGCCAGUGACGGUGUCCUGGAAGAUGCGCAUCAAUGUGCUCCUUGGCGUGUCACACGCCAUCGAGCACUUACACUGUCAUGCCAACCCGCCGAUCAUCCACCGGGACAUCAAGUCAGCUAACAUCCUUUUUGACGCCAGUUGGGUGCCUCGUUUGUCAGACUUUGGCUCCUCGGUUGUAUGGGACAUGGCAACUCAGGAGGAGGGGAUGGAGGUCGCAGUUAUAGGCACAUUUGGGUACCUCGCCCCUGAGUACCACUUUUAUGGUCUUCUGAAGCCGGCGAGUGACGUGUACAGCCUGGGCGUGGUGAUGCUCGAGGUUCUGACAGGGAAAAGUGCAUAUUCUCAAUUGAAGGAUGAUGGGACAGGUGGACCUUUGACAGACUUCGCACUCCCCAUCAUUGAAGUCGGUAAUAUUGAGGAGUUGUUGGACAGGCGACCUGUACCGGAGCCAACGCCUUGGCAGCUGCAGGCGAUGAAACGUGUGGCGCAGAUUGCAUGGUGCUGCGGGAAGUUGGAUGCGAAGGACCGGCCGGUCAUAUCAGACAUUGUUGCCAACCUCGAGAUGGCGUAUGAGUUACUCUGCAGAGACGAGCACGGUUCAGUUGACGAGCCAUGUUUGUGGCCCUUCGUCGAACAAGUUGACCUCCCACUGGAGUCACCACACUCCAGGAGCUCGUCAUCGGCAGGCUACCAUUCCGAGCUGGAAUCUGAGGUGUUGGAGGAGGGGCGUUGACAACAAUUGUUGAAGGCGUCCUCUGGAAGGUGGUUCUCUUAAUACACUGAUGAAGGUGCAUUAUAACGCUUGUUGUUGCUGGCAGUUUAGGAAGAGCUUGGGAUGGACCCCCCAGUGUAGUUUCAGUUUGCUUCCUCACCACCCACACUAUAUAUUCUCGUUUUAUUUUUGAAUGUCGAUAUUUUUUGUUAAAGUUGCA
Molecule: messenger RNA, 1627 nt
Organism: Triticum urartu
Lineage: Eukaryota; Viridiplantae; Streptophyta; Magnoliopsida; Poales; Poaceae
Source: RefSeq, a predicted model, not a curated record